GGUGCGAGUGAGCGAGUGAGCGAGACCUACAGCGGCUGCUCCUACCCGGGGUCCCCGACUCUCCCCCUCGGCUUAUUACUGUUUUCCACUGUCAGCUCCAGGUGAUUUGUGUGUAACGACUGGGCGCUCCUAUGUGGGUGUCUCACUGAUCUGACUGAGGAGCCCGAGGAGUGCGACUGACACCUGACACCCCCAAAUAACUGCAACUCUCGGGGAGACAUGGGAUUUGGGGAAAAGGAUCUUCUCCUGGGGGCUCUCAUUUGCCUGAUGUCCACUGUUCUCUGCAUGCCCCCAGAAUGUAACAUCAUGGUGGAGAUCGCCCGGAAACACGAGGAAUGCUUUCAAAUGUCUGAACCUGAAAACCAAACAUCAGGCUGUAGAGUAAUGUGGGACAACAUAACGUGUUGGAGAUCGGCGAACAUAGGAGAAGUGGUGGUAAUGCCGUGCCCUGAUUACUUUGGCUUUUUCUUGAACAAACAAGGGAAUGUUUCCAGAAAUUGUACAGAUGAAGGCUGGACUGAUAUUUCUCCAGCUCCCUAUGCAAUGGCUUGUGGCUAUGAUACCAACAGCACCCCAAGCAGCCAGACUGAAUUCUUCUGGAUGAUAAAGACCGGAUAUACCAUCGGACACAGCGUAUCCCUUAUUUCUCUCACCGCAGCAAUGAUCAUCUUGUUUUUAUUCAGAAAGCUGCACUGCACUAGGAAUUACAUCCACAUGCACCUCUUCAUGUCGUUCAUAAUGAGAGCCAUCGCCGUGUUCGUUAAGGACAUUGUCCUCUUUGAGAGCGGAGAAUCCGACCACUGCUUUGCGGGCUCAGCUGGCUGCAAGGCUGCCAUUGUCUUCUUCCAAUACUGCAUCAUGGCCAACUUCUUCUGGCUGCUGGUGGAAGGCCUGUACCUACACACACUAUUGGUCAUCUCUUUCUUUUCAGAGAAGAAGUAUUUUUGGUGGUACAUUCUCAUUGGCUGGGGUGCGCCUACAGUAUUUAUCACCGCCUGGACUGUUACCAGGAUCCAUUUUGAUGAUUCUGGGUGUUGGGACUCAAUUGACUCCCCUUUCUGGUGGAUCAUCAGAGCUCCUAUUUUGAUUUCCAUAUCGGUAAAUUUUAUUUUUUUCAUCUGCAUCAUAAGGAUCUUAGUACAGAAGCUGCACUCCCCCGAUGUUGGAAGGAAUGAGAACAGCCAGUAUACGAGACUGGCCAAAUCCACCCUUCUGCUCAUCCCUUUGUUCGGAGUUCAUUAUAUCAUGUUUGCAUUCUUUCCCGAUAACUUUAAAAUGGAGAUCAAGUUGAUUUUUGAACUAGUCCUCGGAUCAUUCCAGGGUUUUGUUGUGGCUAUCCUCUACUGUUUCCUUAAUGGAGAGGUUCAAGGGGAACUGAAACGGAAAUGGAGAAGGUGGCAUCUGGAAAGGUUUUUGGGAUCAGAUAUGAAAUACCAUCACCCAUCUUUGGGUAGCAAUGGAACUAACUUCAGUACACAAAUUUCUAUGUUGACGAAAUGCAGUCCAAAAACCAGAAGGUGUUCCAGCUUUCAAGCAGAAUUUUCUUUAGUCUGAUGUCUAAUACCGAUAUAGAACUAUAGGACCAGACAUUUUAUCAGUGAGGGCAUCAUCAUCAUAAUUUAGAGAAUGACUCUGCUCCAUUGGAGGUCUGAACAGAUUUGAUCUGGAAUUGCACUUUAAUACAUUGCAGUCCAAAAACCAGAAGGUGUUCCAGCUUUCAAGCUGAAUUUUCUUUAGUCUGAUGUCUAAUACCAAUAUAGAACUAUAGUACCAGAGAUUUUAUCAGUGAGGGCAUCAUCAUCAUAUUUUGGAGAAUGACUCUGCUCCAUUGGAGGUCUGAACAGAUUCUAUCUGGAAUUGCACUUUAAUAGGUUGCAGGACCAUUGGAAUGUCUAUAAGCUUUGAGUCGUCUGUGACUGGCAGGACCAUUAAUAUUUUGUUAAAUACAUCGCAAAAGACAGAAGACUUCAAUGGCUUGGCUUCAUACUGGAAGGUCUUUUAAUAGUUGUUCAGACAAGAUGGUCUCAUUUAAGAUGAAAAAAAAAACUUUUUACUGAGCCUAAAAAAUAUAUAUUUUAUUUAGUUUAAAAAAACUUGCAAAAAUGUGCGGCUGAAGUGCUAGAAGAAUUGGCUCCCGAUGCCAAUACCAUAUAAGCUAAACUGAGCUGAACUUACAGUAAUGACCACCAUGUGAGUGGGCAGAGACAUGUACAAUAUGUUUUAAAUACUAGGUGAUAUAAAUGAUAAAUAUGCAGGCAUUAAGUUAAAAUCUAUGUGCCAACCUCCAUCAAUGUGCCAAACUCCAUCAGUGUGCCAACCUUUCCAGGGGUUGAAUCCCUUUUCCACAGUUUUUUUUAUGGAGUUUAAUUUGGGAGAUUUAAUAUACAGGUAUGGGACUUGUUAUCCAGAAUGUGCGGGA
Molecule: messenger RNA, 2419 nt
Organism: Xenopus laevis (African clawed frog)
Lineage: Eukaryota; Metazoa; Chordata; Amphibia; Anura; Pipidae
Product: vasoactive intestinal polypeptide receptor
Exons: 13
Coding region: 220-1554 (444 amino acids)
Source: RefSeq, a predicted model, not a curated record